Messenger RNA from Girardinichthys multiradiatus, 2698 nucleotides. Its product is annotated as cytokine receptor common subunit beta-like. The transcript has 15 exons. Gene Ontology annotation, biological process: immunoglobulin mediated immune response; cytokine-mediated signaling pathway. NCBI's taxonomy places the organism in Eukaryota, Metazoa, Chordata, Actinopteri, Cyprinodontiformes, Goodeidae. Gene Ontology annotation, cellular component: external side of plasma membrane. Gene Ontology annotation, molecular function: cytokine receptor activity; protein binding. Bases 225 to 2327 code for a protein of 700 amino acids. The record is from RefSeq and is a predicted model, not a curated record.
UCUCAUCAGUGUUUGUUAGGAGCUGUCAGACAAGAAAGAAGCAGUGACGACUGACGGACAAAGGAAAGGUAUUCUUCACCAAUGAAAAGAAGAUUAACUGGAAAACAGCCUCACCUCUGAGGCAUGAGUGUCUUGAAGAUGUAAAGAUAAGCAGCUGAUCUGGAUCUGAGAAAAAGAAAAAAAAAGAAACGGGACUCUGUGAACCCUUGCUGUCAGGGGAAGGAAUGGCUCUCCUCUGGUUCUUGGUGUGGUUGGUACUCCCGAAUCGGGCUCUCCUUUCUGGUCUCGAUCAUUGUGACAUUCACGAGACCAACAGCUUACACAACAUGUCCCCUUGGCUGCAGUCCUUACAAUGCUAUAAUGACUACAGUUCCCAUGUGGAUUGCAAGUGGAAGCCACCAACAAACAUGACAAUACAGGUCUGGUUCAAGAAAGAUAUUGAAGAUAACAGCAGUGAGCUGUGUGUGCCUUUUGAAGCUGAAAAUGCAACCGAGGAUGGAGUUGUCCACUGCAGAUUUAAAACUUUUGUAUUUGCUAUUGGCACCCGCCAUACUGUUUUCUUCAUGAACAACCAGACAGCAAGCCUCUGCUCACCUUCCCAGCAUACAGCUCAAGAUCUUGUUCAGCACAUGAGAGCACGUCCGCCUGGGAAUCUGUCUGUGUCAGAGCAAAAUGAUGGAAGCCAAAUGCUGCAGUGGUCCAGCCCAUAUCCUCCAUCUUCUUCCCUGAACAAAAACCUCACAUUUCAGCUCAGCUUCAGGCACCAGGCUGAGGACACGUGGACUAUCAAGACUGUCGCAACCACCAGAAUGACAAUUAAGAGGCAGUGGCUGCUUCCAGGCCAUAGAUACGAAGCCAAGGUGAGAACCAAGGCCAGUCUGGGCCGGUGGAGCGAAUGGAGUCCUGUGGUGAUUUGGAAAACUAGAGAUGAGUCUGGGCAGCUUCCCUCUUUGCACUGUGUUCUGGAUGGAGAAAAGGAAGUGAUGUGUAGCUGGGAAGUGAGCAGAGAGCUGGCCUAUCUCAUCGCCUACCAGCUGACCUGUCGACACACCCAGACUGCACAGUAUGAGAGAUGUUGCUUGAACCCAGCAGUGAGAUCUACCAGAGGGACUGAAAUGAGAUACAGCUGCCUUCUCACUAAUGUGGACCCUGAAACUCUGCAGCUGAAGCUCCUGCUGACACACAAUGCUAAGACUUUUGCUGCCCACAAAUACAUCCGUUCCAAACCGCCGGAGCAGGUGAAAGUGAGAGAGACAAACGGUGACUGGGAUGUUGAGUGGUCUGCACCAUCUACAGCACCUUCAGAGCUCUUUUAUCAGGUCUCAUAUUACAGGACAAAAGAUCAGGGGUCUUCUUUGCUGCUGAACAGUUCCAAGGGGUCCACAUGCGUGACCAUCCUGGGAACAUCUCUUAUCCCACUCCAGGACUACGAGGUGAAAGUGAGGUCACUGGUCGUCCCUGGAAGCGGUUCCACCUACGAAGGAAUCCCCUCAGAAUGGUCUGAUCCUGCGAAGUGGACCUCAAAUAAAGCCACCUGGUCAGUCCUUAAACUGAUAUAUCUCUUCAGUGCUUUGAUUGCAGCCGCAGCCUUUCUGACUCUGUACCACACCAUUCCAGCUUGCCAGAAGAAAGUCGUGUUGUGGGUGGAUUCAGUUCCCUCUCCAAGCAAAAGCAAGACCCUGUCUGAGAUCAAGUCUUCCCCUUCACCAUUCUUCAUGCAAAGUGAGAAGACCUCUAUUUGUAACGUGCAGCAGUUCGACAGCAUAUCAACCUGGUCCUCAGACACUUUGCUGUGGCCGACCAAGGGCACUGAGAAAAGUUGUGCUGAUCAGAACUGGAAAUGCAGGAACUGCGAUAAACUCCCCUCUACAACUGAUAGCGUUAAUGGUUUAGACACGUCAGCUAUAAGCUUCAGUGGGCCUUACAUCUUCUGUCAGGAAUCAGGAGCCAUGUCAGCGAAGGUCCAGCAAAAAGAGCUCAAUAAAACAUCAUCAGAUGGAGCCACACCUCUUUUUGUGGCACCAUGCCCCCUUAAUGAUAAAGAUUACGUGUGCCUUCCCAGCCACACUCUCUCAAGGUCCACAGAGGAUCUCACAUCCAACAGCAACUCAGGCCCAAAAUGGUACGACAGUCCUGAGCAGGACCAGCACCACCCGCACACCACACUGCGGCCCAUUCAGUCUGAGAGUCGAUCCAGCUUUGGAGAGCCCACUAUGAAAAAUCAACCUUCUGAGUACACAUCAGGACCUCUCCCCUCGUGGCCACAAGAGGGCAGUAGAUCUGGAUACUGCCAGCUCCCAUCUGCCUUAAUGGCAGCAUCAAAAUGAACAGCAGCAUGCAAGAGCUAAUUUCAUGAGGACACAGCAGGAUUUAUAAACAGAUACAAUUAAGCAGUUAUGGACGUUUUGAUAAGCUUUCUACUUUAUUUCAGGAUGCUUAAGCUUUUAUAAGAAAAACACAAUUUAAUCUUGUUGCACAAAGUGUUUUAAGUUGCCUAUAGUGAUUGUAUUUCAGUAAUAUGUAACUAUCUGUAAUCUGUGAACAAACUGCCACCCAGAAAACGGGCUAAUACAGAGUCAGAAGGCGAAGUAUCACAAGUUCAGAAAAACUAAUGCUGCAAUGCUGUUUUCAGCAUUUUUUUCAUGUCUAGAGCAUUUCAAUUUCAAUAAAAGUUAAAUACACAAGCUAAUAAGACAAA